Messenger RNA from Artibeus jamaicensis (Jamaican fruit-eating bat), 1038 nucleotides. RefSeq names its product eppin-like. Gene Ontology annotation, biological process: negative regulation of peptidase activity. The transcript is spliced from 4 exons. Gene Ontology annotation, molecular function: serine-type endopeptidase inhibitor activity. NCBI's taxonomy places the organism in Eukaryota, Metazoa, Chordata, Mammalia, Chiroptera, Phyllostomidae. The coding region runs from base 89 to 493 and encodes 134 amino acids. The record is from RefSeq and is a predicted model, not a curated record. Gene Ontology annotation, cellular component: extracellular region.
UGACGACUGAAAAAAUAGGCUGAACAAAGGCAGCCAGACAUUUUCACAUUCUGAAACCACCGGACGGACAGGCCAGCUCUUCCUCAGAAUGGUGUCUUCUGGACUUUUGAGGAUCCUGGUGCUACUCAUCCUUGUAGUGAAUGUCCAAGUAUUUACUCUGAGAGACUUGUUCUUGCCCAAGAGAUGCCCAAGAACCCGGGAGAAAUGUGAAUUCAAAGAAAGGGAUAUGUGUAAGAAGGACAAAAAUUGUCCAGACAACAUGAAGUGCUGCGUCUUCAGCUGCGGAAGAAAAUGUUUAGACCCGAAACAAGACAUAUGCAGUUUGCCGAAAGAUCCUGGGCCCUGCUUCGCUUUGUUUCAUCGCUGGUGGUAUGAUAAGAAAAAUGAUACCUGUUACAGCUUUGACUAUGGUGGCUGCCAGGGAAACAAUAACAACUUCCAAUCCAAAGACCUGUGCCUGAACAUGUGCUCCAAGAAACCCUCCUCAUCCUGAGCAUGAGGAUACACCGGAACGACCUUCAGGCUUUGGCUUGUGAUUCAAGACUCUGUCUGUGUGCCUGGUUGAUGCUCCAGGAUGGGUUCCACUAUUCCACUCCCAGCGUUCAAAGGCCUUGGCCCUUCCCAAAACGGAACCCCAGGACCUGUCUCUCUCUCCCUCCAUCUCAGUCUCUUUAUACAUGAUAUCCUGUUUUUCUUAAAAAUCCCUCCUCCCCUCCCUCCCUCCCUCCCUCUCGUCCUUCCUUUGAUUCCAGAGAGAGGGGAAGGGAGGGAGAAAGAGAAGAGAAACAUCGAAGUGAGAAAGAAACAUCAAUAGGUUGCCUCCUGCACCCCUAUGGGGACUACACACACAACCCAGGCGUGUGCCCUGACUGGGAAUCAAACCUGGGAACUGGUCGUGGGAUGACACCCAACCAAUUGAGCCACACCAGCCACAGUCAUAAUAUACUGCUUUGAUCCCAUUUCUAUAGCCCAACUUCUAGCACCCCCUGUUUAUACCUGUGCAGCUCCCAAUUUUUCCCAAUAAAGUGCUCUGUUUGA